UCCAAAACCACUCGUAAUUGGUUCACACCCAGCGCUCAAGAAGCAACAACGAUGUUUGCCGUUGUCAACCCUCCAGCAAUGUCUCAGCCAAACAAGCGCGCGAGCACCAAACUGCCAAGUGGAACAUCACCAUCGGUGGCGACCAACAAGCAACCACCACAAUACCAAUCAACAAGUAGCACAACCGAAGUGCUGCCACGGAUACAUGUGCGAACGGUGUCACAGCUUGGUGCCAUUCUGCAGCAGAACGCUCAGCUGCAGCCCGUCACGGCGAAUCCCGAGGUCCAACAGCCUCCAUCACAAUCACCAAAGCAGCAAGAAGCAUCGCCUCACAAUCGAUCCAAGGCGUCGGGGCGGAAUGCGCCGUCCACUUCCACACAGCCUGUCGGCGCAACGCCUUCAACCGGCAAACGAAAGCCAGGACGUGCUGCACUGGAGCAAGUCCUCGCGCUGCCCAACUUUGCGGAAAUGCUCAGUAAUACUCAACGUAUCCAGAUGGUGUGGAGCCUCGUUACGACUGGACUGGGGUCUUGGCCCACGGCGACCUGCAAAGACUCUAUUGAAAUCUCUUUUGUGCCAGGGUCGCCAGCUCUUCAACAACUGAUUGCCAACGCCGGUUUUAACCCAUUUCUACAGAUCACUGUCCCAAGAACCAAAAAGAUUCGCAGCUUGAUGCGUCACCUGCAGGACAAGUGGACUGUUCCAGACUCAUCGGGGGUGGUUCGACCACUGUUGCAAUCCGUGCAGUUCUCGCCACCCAAGCAAAUGCUCGAUCAGGGAGAUGGUCUGGUGACACAGACCUUUGCAUGGACGGAUGCGAAUGUGGGGGAUUUUCGGGUGGACCACCUGUACAUGGCCUUGUUUUGCCCCUCUCCGCUCUUGAUUGAGUACGAUUCCAAGGCCAUCACUCUGCUCCCGACCAUGUCUCCAAGGGGAGGAGUCGCCUCCACUAGCACGCCCGGUCCUGGUGCGGCCGUUCCUGCUGCUUCAUCUCCUGCCGUCAAUGUCAAUCACGGUAUGCCUUCGCCGCCGUCUUCUUCCAACCGGCUGCAGUCCUCGCCAAAUCUUUUGUUGCGCCCAACCAUCUCCCCUUCAAGCACGUCGGCGGUCCAGCAGCAGUCAGCGGCGGCAGCGCCAUCUCAUCCUUCCACAGCCCGACGUGUGCUGGUCGCACCUCCGACAACAGCGUUGGACGAGCAAUCACCCCUCGCUUCCUUGUUUGACGACGAUGCUGCUGUCAUGGCUGAGGACUCGCCGCACUUCCACCAGUCACAGAGCAACACGACACAGUCACACGCGCAGCCUGCGCAACACCAGCUCCACCAAAUGAUUCUGGAACGGUCGCAGUCGUCGCCGCCCACCAACGCUCAACCCGCCCAAACCGCAUCUCAGCAAUAUCACCAACGACUGACUAGCGGCGCGGAAACGCAUGUGAGUAAACAGCCAUCGACGUUGACAACGACUACUACAACUCCGGUGAAGCAAACCAACGAUGACAAGUUUGCCACCCCCGCCCGACCCCAAGCCCCGACUGCUUCUGGGCCAGCAGCCGCGACCACAGUUCAAGCUCCUCCUUCCGGGGCUCUACUCUCACAAGCCUUUAGCAAUUUUACCCUUGAUCCGUGCGAGGCCAGUGCAGAUGGAUUUUGGGGCGCUCGUGGAGUCGAUGGCUCAAACCAAGCAUCCAAGACGAUGGCAAACGAUCACUUGAGCUUGCGCUUGGAUUCAUCGCUUGGUUUGUCGCAGCUGGGCUUGGCCAAUUCGCGGUCGCUGUCGCUGCUUCGUGAAGAGUUUGGAAUUCGUGGCGCCAAUGCCUCGAAUCCACCACCCCAGCAACAACCUCUGAAUUCAGCUGCAGCCCAAUCUCAGUCAUCUCAGCAACAGCAGCAGCAGCAGCAGCAGCAGCAGCAGCAGCAGCAACAACAACAGCAACGGCCGCAACAGCUUUCUUCCCAACCACCACCCAUGCAACCAUUAGAACAACAACAGCAGCAGCAACAACAACAACAACAACAACAACAACAGCUGCAGAAUGAGGCUCUGUUUGAGCCUCCAAUCAGCCAAGACACGUGGUUUGAACGAGUAUCCAACGAGCUCGGCUUGAACUCCCAGAUUCCGUUGGAAACUGCUGCCAAAGACGUCCAAGAGUUGGCGGAAUCGCUGCGUCCUGCUCCUGCUGAUGGAACCGCAACUUCCCUGUUCCGGCUGACCGUCGUGCCAUCAGCUGCACGAAUUGCGGCUCAAGCAGCAUCUGCCGGCGGUCCUGCCGUUUUGGACGACGCGUUCAGCGCUGCCACCGCCGCCAUGAGUGGUGGCAGUCUGAGCUCGACGCCCGUAACGCCCAUGUUUACCUCCCUGAUCAAUGGAAGUGCUGCCUAUCAACGACGACGCACUAUGGAUGAGGCUGAACGACCCGUGAAACUGCGGCGGUUGUCUUCUGAUCAAGACACCUUUGAAUAGAC
Molecule: messenger RNA, 2462 nt
Organism: Capsaspora owczarzaki ATCC 30864
Lineage: Eukaryota; Filasterea; Ministeriida; Capsasporidae
Exons: 6
Coding region: 52-2460 (802 amino acids)
Source: RefSeq, a predicted model, not a curated record